CGAUGUGGUACUGGCGGAUUUUGAGGGUGAGUCGUCUCGGUUCGAUUGCGCUCUUCGCAUCGAGGUAGCUGAUCGUGCUCGCGCGUAUCAGGCUCCCUUCGAAUCGGUCAGCUCCUGGAUGAGGAAUUUGUAGCAACAUGGCAAUACAUGCCUAUAAGUAUUGUUGCUCACUUCCUCAUUGAAAGGUCUAAUGUUCCAGAUGUUAUAGAGACACUGGAAGCAGGAGCAGCCAAGGUGGUUGACAUUGGUUUAGACUUCUGGGCCUUAGGGAUCUUGAUGCUGGAACAUUUUGCACCAAGAUUCAUGAAAGGGUAUGAAGUGGAAGCUCUGGUAGAACAGGCCCAAGAGUUGGACAAGCAACAUACGCCGGCUCCUUGUAUACAACACCUCGAUCAGCUUAGACGACUGUUCGUCAGUGUGUACGACACUCGCGCGUAUGAGACAGAACUACCAGCAGAAGAGACACCCGGCAACAAGCUCCUAAAACAGGUCCUCAGGUUUUGCCUUCAGCGUCCAUCGAAUGUUGGUCUGCACUCUGCCAACGAGAGGACCCAGGAGGAGAUCGACGACCUCGUCGACACGUUCGUCAGGGCUUAUCCUCUGCUGCCCAUCGAUGAACUCGACGACUACGGCAACACCGAGGACGAGAAAGAGGCUGAAGCCGACGAGCACGAGGACGAAGUCGACGAGUUAGCGUCUUCGGCCUCGGCAGCUUCUUCUGGGUGUUCCGUCGACAGUCUCAGACACCCAGUACGACUACCCGGAAACUGUGAAAUCGUUCAAUAUGGAACAACAUGGACUAUGAAAGUAACCGGCACAGUUGUGGCUACUGAGGACCAGACUCAAACCUUUGAGUUAUCUUCAACCAAACAUGCGGUCGGCUACCCCAAACUGCAGCCUCGGUACUACUGCGGCAGCAAGGAUUGCGCAUACUCUGUUGUCAAGUGGGACAUCAUGGUUGAGCACAUAAAAAAGGCACACUCAGCCGGGUGUCAACAAUUGAAACCAACAGACUGAUGAACCCGUCGUGAAGAGGGAGUUGGAUUCAGGAGCACCCGCCUGAUCGGUUUCGAGGUCGCAGUGCAUAGAGCUAUUUCUUUCGUCAUGUUUACGAGAAUCUCAUACGUCGGGUAUACAAUCCACUACUUCAACUUGUGUCGCUCUACACAUAUAUAUACAUACGAGCCAUCUUCAAAAGAAGUCGCAAUCAGUCGAGCGUUACUCCCAUGUUCGGCCGUCGGGAUCCAACAUUUCGUCCCUGG
Messenger RNA from Filobasidium floriforme, 1262 nucleotides. RefSeq lists its product as uncharacterized. Lineage: Eukaryota; Fungi; Basidiomycota; Tremellomycetes; Filobasidiales; Filobasidiaceae. The transcript has 3 exons. The record is from RefSeq and is a predicted model, not a curated record. Bases 148 to 1017 code for a protein of 289 amino acids.